Folsomia candida is the source of this 1803-nucleotide messenger RNA. RefSeq lists its product as uncharacterized. The record is from RefSeq and is a predicted model, not a curated record. The transcript has 4 exons. Lineage: Eukaryota; Metazoa; Arthropoda; Collembola; Entomobryomorpha; Isotomidae. The coding region runs from base 771 to 1658 and encodes 295 amino acids.
UCUUUAAUUAUGCACGAGUUUUGAUAUAGUUGUUUUCCGACAGAUAAUUCCCAUUAACAUUUCAAAGAAAAUGACUGUUCGUGUUGUACAUUUUUCUUCUCAAAUCUCACAAUCAAUCUUCGCAUUCUCGUUUAUACAAAAUUCAUAUGAAAGCUUCGCCAAUUGCCACUCAUUCGCCUCUAAAAUACCAUGAAAUCGUGACCUCUGACCGCUAUAUAAAUACCACAACCUUCACAGUUGCCAUUCACUCGAAAUUCCUCUCCUAACAAUCCCUAAAAUCCCCAAAGUAACAAUGUCGACCACCCCACCACCCGUCCUAAACUAUGAAUUUUCUUCUAAAAAAUCCACCUCCUUUACUAAAACUGCACCCAAUCGACCCCCCCUCUCAGACCUUGACAACAUGCGUCUCCUCCUCCAAACGUCCCCCCUUUCCAGCCAAAUGUACAAAAACCUGGCAAGAUACACCAAAACCCAUUUCACAAUUUGCAAUGCACUCAACACAAUUUAUUUUAAAAGAGAUCCGUCCACAUUUUACAUUUCUUUGAUCAAGUAAGUUUCUAGAAAUUUCUUAACAUUCAGUAAAUAUUUAAUAAAACAACCCCAUUUCCAGGUCCACCCCCCGGUUAACGUUGGUAAAAUUCAACGUGUUCCUCCACUGGAGCUACACCAUCGGCACGUUGCUCUACUUUCUAAGUACUCAAAGUUUGAAUCGCGUUUGGGAAAAAUUGCUCGGCGCAGCGUUCACUGCGGCGUGGGGAGUUUGCGCCCUGAUGCAAACGGAACUUUGGAAAAAGAGGGAGGAAACGGAAUUCCUGUUCAAAUCCAUCAUCAAUUUCGAAAAUUUGUAUCUUCCUGUUCGAGACAUGAAAGGCGUGAAAUUGGACAAGAUCUGUUCAAGUUUGAUGAGUUUGGGAAUUGUGUCAAGUUUCGGAUUGCCUGGUUUAAUGACCGUUCUACUCGCUGUUAACAGCUGCAUGCCUCCACAUUUGGGCUACGUCUUCUUCAAAAGUCAGCUUGGAUCAUGCUCUGUACACGAUUUUACUACGCAAAUAAUCGUGCUAAUGGCGGAUGCUUAUCUUUGGAUCAUUGCACUUCCUCACGGACUAUUUUACGUUUUCCAAGGUCUUCUCGUGGGAGUCAGGUGUCAGGACUUUUAUCUCAAAUUGCUCACCUGGGGGCAUCGAAACGCGGCGACGUCAGGUUCCCAAAAGGACGACCUGAGUUUAAAGAUUUACCGAGAAAUACAAAUACUGAACAAGAUAUUCAACACGGUAUUUCAAGACGCAUUUUUUCCAGGUGUGAUAGCCGUGGGUAUAUUUGUGGCCAUAAUGGGAAUGUUUGCCAUCUUAAAAUUAAGACACGCCAUCCCAUUUCCUGCAAUUAUGUUCUUUCCGAUCAUUGCUUCCGAUGGACUAAGUAUUAUUUUCAUUGCUAAAAUCGCUGCAUUGGCCUACGUCCAAUCCCAGCAUUUCCUUAAACUUCUCAGCUCCAGAUCCAUCCACUACAAAAGAGUUUCCGUUUUUCGAAAAAGAUUAAAUGCACUGGACAAAAUCAAAAUCAAGUUUGGAGGAAAUUUCGUCGAUCAAGGCACUCCUUUCGUUUUCAUGGAUUUCUGGAUUACACAAACCGUGUCUUUAAUGCUAUUAACGGAUAAGUAGAAUUUUUCUUGUUAAGAAAUUGGCUUUUAAUAAAAUUAUCACUUGGAAAAUGGGAGAAAAAAAUGCGACGCACAUUUCCACUAAAGAAAUCAACAUUGCCAACUGUAACAAUUUUUGUAAUCUAUGCCAAUGUCACUACUAAUCG